Aspergillus saccharolyticus JOP 1030-1 is the source of this 576-nucleotide messenger RNA. RefSeq names its product GNAT family N-acetyltransferase. Gene Ontology annotation, molecular function: acyltransferase activity, transferring groups other than amino-acyl groups. Lineage: Eukaryota; Fungi; Ascomycota; Eurotiomycetes; Eurotiales; Aspergillaceae. The transcript has a single exon. The coding region runs from base 100 to 576 and encodes 158 amino acids. The record is from RefSeq and is a predicted model, not a curated record.
AACCGGCAUACCCUAACCUCUCAAAAACUCUCAAACUCCAAAACGACCUCAAAACAUCAAAUCCACACCCUCUACCCCCAAACCAAGCCCACACCAACAAUGCAAAUAACCCCCGAUCCCCUAACCAAACCCCAAACCCUCGCCCUCUUAGCCUCCCACACCGCCGACCUCCGCCGGAAUAACCCCUCCGCUCGCGCCUGCUACGUCCUCGACACCGCCCGCCUGCAAACCGACCCGGCCAUCACCGUCUUCUCCGCAUGGAGCGAUCACCAACAGGCAAAAGAGCUGCUGGGCAUCGCCGCCCUGAAGGAACUGUCGCCCGUCGCCGGGGAGGUCAAGUCCAUGCGGACGGCCACAAGUCAUCAGAGGAAGGGGGUGGGGCGGGCAUUGCUACGGUUCUUGGUCGAGGAGGGGCGGCGAAGGGGGUAUGAGUGCCUGUACUUGGAGACGGGGACGCGGAGGGAGUUUGCGGGGGCGAGGGCGCUGUAUCACGGGGAGGGGUUCGAGGAUUGUGGGGCUUUUGGGGGGUAUGUUGAUGUUGAUGGGGAGAAUUGUUUUAUGAGGUUGAGGUUGUGA